This is a messenger RNA of Macrosteles quadrilineatus (aster leafhopper), 2814 nucleotides long. RefSeq lists its product as uncharacterized. The record is from RefSeq and is a predicted model, not a curated record. Gene Ontology annotation, biological process: DNA integration. NCBI's taxonomy places the organism in Eukaryota, Metazoa, Arthropoda, Insecta, Hemiptera, Cicadellidae. Bases 1 to 2814 code for a protein of 937 amino acids. The transcript has 2 exons. Gene Ontology annotation, molecular function: nucleic acid binding.
AUGGCGCAGUCUGAUGUAAACCUACAGAUCCAACAGGAAAUUGAAGAGAACAGACUUCAAAGAAAUCAAAUCCAUGUCAAGCCUCCAGACAAUUUUUCCUUCAACCCCUAUGAUUGGAGUGCGUGGAAGAAACGCUUUGAAAGGUACAGUGGUUUAGGUAAAAUGAACGGAGCUUAUGAAAUUGAGCUAAAAAUGGGAGCAAAGCCAUUCUCAAUUACAGUGCCUCGACGAAUACCUCUACCAUUAUGGUCAAAAACCAAGGAAGAGGUUCAAAGAAUGGUAAAUAUGGAGGUCAUAACUCCAGUAGACCAUGCUACACCUUGGUGUUCUCCGAUGGUCGUCGUACCAAAGAAAGACAGCGGUAACGUCCGGAUAUGUGUUGAUCUUUCGAAACUAAACCAAAGUGUUCGGCGCCAGUUACAUCCAAUUCCAGGGAUAGAAUACACAAUAGCACAGAUCAAAGGAGCUACUGUGUUCUCUAAACUAGACGCCAAUCACGGGUUUUGGCAAAUACCUUUGGAAGAAAAAUCACAAGAUCUCACCACUUUUUUGACACCUUGGGGACGAUUUAAGUUCAAGGUCCUCCCCUUUGGCAUUACAUCAGCUCCGGAGUAUUUCCAGAAACGCAUCCAUGCUGCUCUUAGUGAUCAAAGAAAUGUAAAAGCUUACAUUGAUGAUAUCCUAAUAUGGGGAAGCACACAAGCCGAGCAUGACAAGGUUUUGGUGGAGGUUCUGGAAAAGCUUCAAAAGGAAGGCAUUACCUUGAAUAAAGAGAAAACAGUCUUUUCAAAGCCAAAAAUUAAGUUCCUUGGCUUUGAACUGAGUGCUGAUGGCAUUUCUCUUGAUCAGGAGAGAGUUAAGGCUAUUUCUGAGAUGGAGCCUCCAACUGAUGUGAAAGGUGUACAAAGAUAUCUUGGAAUGAUCAAUUUUAGUGGAAGAUAUAUUCCAAAUAGGUCUGAGAUUUUGAAGCCUAUUCACGAGCUACUCAACAAAAAUAAUGAAUGGAUAUGGGACAAACCACAACAAAAAGCUUUUGAUACUAUCAAAAAUCUUCUUACUACGGCUCCUCACUUAGCUUUCUAUGACCCUAAUCUUCAAACAAUGAUUUCAUCUGAUGCAUCAUCAUUUGGUAUCGGCGGAGUAUUGUUGCAACGAGAAAAAAGUGGCACAUUCAAACCAGUAAGCUACAUAUCACGUUCUCUCACUGAUACAGAAAGAAGAUAUUCCAACAUAGAACGAGAAGCUCUGGGAAUCGCCUGGGCAUGUGACAAGUUGAAAGACUACAUAGUUGGUAAGGACAUAAUAAUCGAGACAGAUCAUAAACCACUUUUGAAGAUUUUGACGUCAAAAAACUUAGAUGAAUUAACUCCACGUCUACAGAGAAUAAGACUAAGAAUGAUGCGUUACUCAUACAAUCUUGUGUAUACUCCUGGAAAACACCUAAUAACAGCUGACUGUCUUUCACGUAACCCUCUAAAGGACACUGAAAACUAUGACUUAGAGGAGGAACUCACUUACUACGUGAGACAAGUCAUUUCCAAUGUUCCAACUACUGAUGAAAACAUACAGAAAAUCCUACAUUGUCAAAGACAAGAUCCAAUUUGUAUGAAAUUACGGAACUUAAUCAUUGAUGGUUGGCCAGAAAAAUCUGAAAUUCCAGAUCAAUUAAAGACAUUUUUCAACGUAAAGGAAGAACUUUCUGUUGCUGAUGAUCUUGUAUUACGAGGAACAAGAAUAUAUGUUCCAGAAGCAUUGAGAGAAGAAAUGCUAAAACGAAUCCAUGUAGGACACUUGGGAAUAACAAAAUGUAGACUCCGAGCCAGCAACAGUCUUUGGUGGCCAGGAAUAUCUCGUGAGAUUGCAAAGAUGGUUGAAAGUUGUCCACAAUGUAUUCAGCACAGGAAAAAUAAAAACGAACCACUUAUUCCAGCAGAGUUCCCUUCAAGACCUUGGCAGAUUGCAGCAAUGGAUCUUUUCAAGUUAAGUGGUCAAUGGUUCAUCGUGUUAACAGAUUGUUACUCACGAUACUUUGAAAUUGCAACCUUACGUUCUUUGACAAGUCAUCAAGUCAUUGAAAAAUGUAAAUCAGUAUUUAGUCGUCAUGGAAUUCCAGAAGAAAUCAGAACCGACAGCGGAACCCAAUUCACCAUGCGUCAAGGUUCGGAAUUCCAGCAGUUUUCCAAAGACUACAAUUUCAAGUUAAAGACAAGUAGCCCUCACUUCCAUCAGAGUAAUGGAGCUGCAGAGGCUGCAGUGAAGGUAGCAAAAUGCAUCCUAAAGAAAAAUAAAGAAGACCCUUACCUGGCACUCUUAUCAUACCGUAACACUCCAAUAUCGAACGGGUUUAGCCCUGCACAACUACUAAUGGGACGACGUUUACGAGACAACCUACCAGUUUUGCCAGGACUUUUAACAGAAAAGCCAGAUUUGAGUGGCUUGAAACAAAGGGAGAGGAAUUAUAGAGAAAAGUACAAGAGAAAUUAUGACUCCAGGCAUGGUGCCAAAUCUCUUGGAAGUUUGAAAUCUGGAGACAGCGUUUGGAUAUCUGACGUGGGAAAACCUGGAACGGUUGUAAAAACAGCAACUGAGCCACGAUCAUAUAUUGUCAGGACUGAUACAAGAGACCUAAGAAGAAACCGUUUCCAUCUUCUACCAUUUCCCGAUGACUUGAAAAGUACACCAUCACGAGACAAUGUGACAGAACAAAAUUCAACAAGUGUCUGUACCAGAAGUCCAAAACCACAAGAGGACAACUCAAGUUACAAGACUAGACACGGACGUCAAGUACAUCCUCCAAGGAGACUCGACCUUUAA